This is a messenger RNA of Ceratina calcarata, 1034 nucleotides long. Its product is annotated as mitochondrial import inner membrane translocase subunit Tim21. The record is from RefSeq and is a predicted model, not a curated record. Bases 228 to 893 code for a protein of 221 amino acids. Gene Ontology annotation, biological process: protein import into mitochondrial matrix. Gene Ontology annotation, cellular component: TIM23 mitochondrial import inner membrane translocase complex. The transcript has 5 exons. Lineage: Eukaryota; Metazoa; Arthropoda; Insecta; Hymenoptera; Apidae.
AUAUAAAAUAGGUUAUGUCACGUUCGCGACUUCAUAACCUAACAUUAUUUCAUCGUUCGUAUUCCACACAAGAUCAUGAAACUUAACCAAACAUGAUCAUGUAUUGCAAAAGCGACGUUUAAAAUCGAGUCAUCUUCGAGACAGCAUUAUUAAUUUUUAUUCGUGAAUACUUAAUACUUUCCACAAAUGAAAUAUUUCUCAUUUGUACAUUGUAUUCGUUUUAGGUAAUGGCAUCCACAAGAGUAAUAAACUACAUUUCAUAUAAAAGAUUCGCAGCAGCAUCUAGUUUAAGAAAUGUAUCCGUUCUCUCGAAUUUUAACAUUAAAUGUAAUUUCCGACAAAAUGCAUUCUACUGCACAAGGAAAUCGAUUGCUAAGGCAGACACCCUCGAGCACGAGAAUAAGAUGCAAGUCACAUUUGCGGAUGUAGUUAAAGAAAACACAAAAUCGGCUGGGUACUUAGGUGUGAUCAUCGGCGGUGUAGGAGUGACAGCUUUCAUGUUUUACAUGAUUUUCGAUGAACUGUUUUCUAGUAAAAGCCCGAACAACGUUUACAGUAAAGCAUUAGAUGUCUGUAUCAAAAACCAAAAAGUAAGGGAUUCUUUGGGGGAGCCGAUAAAAGCAUACGGAGAGGAAAGUAGACGCGGACGCAGAAGCCACAUACGUCAUAUAACGUUUAUGAAGGAUAACGUACGUCAUAUGCGAAUGAAGUUUUAUAUUCAAGGCAUAAGAAGGCGCGGUACCGUAAAUUUGGAAGUGCAAGAAGACCAGUCUGGCAAAUACGUGUACAGAUAUUUAUACGUUCUGGUGGAUGACAUGGUGCAAUCCGUUAUUAAAAUAGAGGAUAAUAGGGACCCGGAACCGGAUUAUAGUGAUCAAACGGAGUUUAUAUAGAGCUAAUAUUUUAAACAAUUGUAAGUAGUAUUUGAUAUAAGUAUGUAUAAAGAUGCUUAGAAUGCUUAAUUAUCUGCAAUAAUUAUAAUGAUUUUAAACGAACUUUUGUAAAAUCUGUGUCAAUAAAAACGGUACUUAGAA